Molecule: messenger RNA, 867 nt
Organism: Sporothrix brasiliensis 5110
Lineage: Eukaryota; Fungi; Ascomycota; Sordariomycetes; Ophiostomatales; Ophiostomataceae
Exons: 2
Coding region: 1-867 (288 amino acids)
Molecular function (GO): catalytic activity
Source: RefSeq, a predicted model, not a curated record
AUGGCUUCCUUUUCGCGCCUCAUCCGCUUCCUCGCCAAAGACGGCUGCAUCUACUACGGCGACGCCCUCCUCCCGCGCGGCGUCGUCGACCUCGCCCAGGCCACACAGGCGCGCAUCGUCCGCGGCAGCAUCUUUGGCCAGCACACGGUGACGGACGAGGUGGCCGAGGUGCGCACGCUGCUGUCGCCGCUGGCGCCCGAGGACGUGCGGACGGUGCGGUGCCUGGGCCUCAACUACGCGCUGCACGCCAAGGAGUCCGGCAUGGCGCUGCCGGCGUACCCGGUGCUGUUUUACAAGCCGGCCACGAGCCUGGGCGGCGCGCACGACGCGAUCCCCGUGCCCGCCGUGGCCCAGGAGGGCGAGGGCCUCGACUACGAGUGCGAGCUGGUGGCCGUGAUUGGCCGGCGGUGCCGGGACGUGCCCGAGGCCGACGCGCUCGGCGUGGUGCUGGGCUACGCCGUCGGCAACGACGUGUCGCACCGCGACUGGCAGCUGAAGCGCGGCGGCGGGCAGUGGUCCGUGGGCAAGGGCUUCGACGGGUGGGCGCCGUGGGGGCCCGGCAUUGUGCGGGCGUCGCUGCUGGACCCGCAGGCGCUCGCCAUCUCGACCAAGCUCAACGGCCAGACGGUCCAGGCGAGCCGCACGUCCGACAUGAUUUUCAAUGUCCGGCAGGCGAUUGCCUUUUUGAGCCGCGGCACCACGCUGCAGCCGGGCGACCUGAUCUUUACGGGCACGCCGUCGGGCGUGGGCAUGGGCCGGAGCCCCAAGCUGUGGCUCAAGGACGGCGACGUGGUCGAGGUGACGUUGGAGGGCGUGGGGACGUGCACGAACCGGGUCGAGUUUGCGGCAGGGAGGCCCAGGCUGUAG